Molecule: messenger RNA, 1085 nt
Organism: Plodia interpunctella (Indianmeal moth)
Lineage: Eukaryota; Metazoa; Arthropoda; Insecta; Lepidoptera; Pyralidae
Gene: sta
Product: stubarista
Exons: 7
Coding region: 137-1051 (304 amino acids)
Biological process (GO): ribosomal small subunit assembly; cytoplasmic translation
Cellular component (GO): ribosome; cytosolic small ribosomal subunit; 90S preribosome
Molecular function (GO): structural constituent of ribosome
Source: RefSeq, a predicted model, not a curated record
CUAUUGACAUCUUUUGACAUUUAGUUUGACAUAACCAAAAAAUAAAGCUUAUGUUUUGACAUUGACAGUUCUUUUAAGUCCAUUUCUCUCCCAGUGGCAUUACACGCGUUUAGUCGUAACUCUAAUAAACGCAACGAUGUCGGGAGGAUUAGAUAUAUUGGCCCUCAAUGAGGAAGAUGUCACCAAAAUGCUUGCAGCAACAACCCAUCUGGGUUCGGAGAACGUCCAUUUCCAGAUGGAAACCUACGUUUACAAGCGCCGCGCUGAUGGUACCCACGUGAUCAACUUGCGCCGCACUUGGGAGAAGCUUGUUUUGGCGGCCCGUGCUGUGGUUGCUAUCGAGAACCCUGCUGAUGUUUUCGUCAUCUCAUCUCGUCCCUUCGGUCAGCGAGCUGUCCUUAAGUUCGCUGCUCACACUGGCGCAACUCCAAUCGCUGGACGUUUCACUCCUGGUGCAUUCACUAACCAGAUUCAAGCUGCUUUCCGUGAGCCUCGUCUCUUAAUUGUCCUGGACCCAGCUCAGGAUCACCAGCCCAUCACUGAGGCUUCAUAUGUCAACAUUCCAGUCAUUGCUUUUUGCAACACUGACUCUCCACUGAGAUUUGUUGACAUUGCAAUUCCAUGCAACACUAAGUCUUCGCACUCUAUCGGUUUGAUGUGGUGGCUCCUUGCCCGUGAGGUCCUGCGAUUGCGCGGUACCCUGCCCCGCGACCAACGCUGGGAUGUCGUAGUGGACCUGUUCUUCUACCGCGACCCUGAAGAAAGUGAGAAGGAAGAACAGCAAGCCAAGGAGCAGCAAGCCGUGGUGGCGGCCAAGCCGGAGGUGCCGGCGGCGGUGCACGAGGAGUGGUCGGAGCCGGUGGAGGCGGUGACGUCGUGGGCGGAGGACGCCGCGCCCGCCGCGCCCGCGCCCGCCUUCGGCGCGCCGCCCGCCCAGGAGGACUGGGCUGCUCAGGUGCAAGACGAGUGGUCGUCAGCAGCCGCGCCCGCCGCGCCCGCCGCCGCCGCCCCGUCGUGGGGGGGCUCCGCCAACGACUGGAGCGCCAGCUAGACUACUUGCUUUGGUUAAUAUACUGUAACACAUA